AUGACUGACGUUGGGGAGGAGCAACUGACGGAGGAAAAAGGCGCAAAUUACGACUUUACGGAUGAGAGUAUGAGCGUGGGUCCCUUUGACCCCUGGAAUGUGGAACUGGGAGACGGACAUUUGGACGUGCUGCAUGAGCGCUGUCAGGAACUAGCCGUCCCGCAUCAGCUCAAACUAGACAUUCAUCAGAUUCUGCAAAGCGAUGAUCCAGAGCGAUUGCGCGAUUUGCUAACAUUUCUCACGUCUACAGUACCGGACCUCUCGCACAACGACCAAGAACGGAUAGCAAUAACGGAUAUUAAGGAUGCCACCAACAUUGAUGUCAUCCAGCUGCAACAGCAGCAUCAUUUCGAACCAUGUAUCUUGCAACAGUGGCGAACUCUCCGCCACGAGAAUGAUCUGCAUCAGCCAGAGAAUAACCGGGGAGCACAGGAAAAACAACAAGAUAUUGUGACCUGGAGUCACGGUUGCCACGGUGUCCGUGACGCGAGACCAGAUCAAAGCAAGGAACACGAAAUUAGUGGUCAGUCACAGCUAGUCGUUCAUGUUCCACAAACGCCCAAUCGUUUCAAGCCAAACAAACGGGCACGUCCAACUACACCGGACGGAACGGAGAGGCAGAAGGGUCAAACCAAAAAUAAGCACACCGCACUAGUGCUCAAGAAAGGGAAGGGCAAUGCGGGAGGCAAGGCAGCGCUAACUCGCCCGGAGAUUCCUAUGCUUACGAAUGGACCCUGGCAGGACAUGUGGCAAUCCUGGAGCGAGACGUGGCAUUCAGCUUCUGGGGUACAGUUUCCAACGCUCGACAGCAGCAAUGAGCAGUGGCGCCGUGCAGUGCUUGCAGAACCGAUCAAGCUGAUGCAGCUGCUCCAGCACUUUCCCUUCCAGCAUAACCUCCUCAAUGCCCUAAGCGACGAGGUCUUACUAGCCUGGAUGGCUGCGUGGAGACAGGACUGCAUGUAUCAGGGGCUCAUGGAGUAUCGAAAUCGGACAACUGACCACCCAACACAAGUGUGGCUCGACGACUGGAAAGCACGAACGACUAGCCUAUCAGGUAGUGCACUUUUAGCGCCGCUGAUCGACAACAGGGAUGACUGGGACAAAUUACGGGAACGCGGGUAUGGCAGUGACGACCUCUUACGCCGCUAUAUCAAAGCCUUGACAGGAAAACCGGCUGAGGCGGAUGAAGCGGUACCUGACAGGAUCAGGCGCCAUUUAGAGGCAAGCCGGUCGCACGGUGAUUAUCGACGAGCCUUCCAGGACGCCUCUACCUUGCAGGAUUGGAGCGUGCUUCACGCAUUUUUCGCGACAUCCCUCGCACACGAGUCCGUCCAACGGACUCUUCAAUACUGA
Messenger RNA from Peronospora farinosa, 1353 nucleotides. Lineage: Eukaryota; Oomycota; Peronosporomycetes; Peronosporales; Peronosporaceae. The record is from the annotation of a GenBank genome assembly.